AUGCCGCGCCCUGACCGCGCUCCUGGUGUGCGCAAGCGGGCGAACGGGUGCAACCUUUUACACACUACAACCAGCACAAAGCCCAGACAGACAUCCAUGGGUGGUUUCUUGGUCAAGGACAAGACGAGUGUAGAUCAAGCACAUGGUUCCCUAUUUUCUGGUUUCCAAGCAUCAUCCGGACCGGACCACUCACCUGCAAAUACCAGCAAAGGCCAUCGUGUCCUGCCAUCAAUUUUUGCAAGUCGAUUUGAGCGGAAACACGUCAACAAGAGGCUCUAG
Paracoccidioides lutzii Pb01 is the source of this 279-nucleotide messenger RNA. RefSeq lists its product as hypothetical. The transcript is spliced from 2 exons. Bases 1 to 279 code for a protein of 92 amino acids. The record is from RefSeq and is a predicted model, not a curated record.